Molecule: messenger RNA, 861 nt
Organism: Belonocnema kinseyi
Lineage: Eukaryota; Metazoa; Arthropoda; Insecta; Hymenoptera; Cynipidae
Gene: Ppib
Product: peptidyl-prolyl cis-trans isomerase 5
Exons: 4
Coding region: 32-661 (209 amino acids)
Biological process (GO): protein peptidyl-prolyl isomerization; protein folding
Cellular component (GO): intracellular membrane-bounded organelle
Molecular function (GO): peptidyl-prolyl cis-trans isomerase activity
Source: RefSeq, a predicted model, not a curated record
CAACAAAAGAUUCGAAGCUGUCCUUCUUAAUAUGAGAAGGAUUUGUUUACUUCUCGCCUUUGUGGCCGCCGUUUCCUGCUUAUCAGGCAAUGUCGACGACAAAGCUUCCAAAGGACCUAAAGUCACCGAUAAGGUAUGGUUCGACAUCGAAAUCGGAGGAGAGCCAGCAGGAAGGGUAGUGAUCGGCGUUUUCGGAAAAACUGUUCCUAAGACUGCAGAAAACUUUGUCGAGCUCGCGAAAAGACCUGAAGGCGAAGGAUACAAGGGAAGCAAAUUCCACAGAGUUAUUAAAGAUUUCAUGAUUCAAGGCGGAGACUUCACCAAAGGAGACGGAACUGGAGGUCGCAGCAUCAACGGAGAGAAAUUCCCUGAUGAGAACUUUAAACUAAAGCACUACGGAGCUGGUUGGUUGUCCAUGGCAAAUGCCGGACCAGACACGAAUGGUUCUCAAUUCUUCAUCACUGUUAAAUCAACUCCAUGGCUCGAUGGCAGACACGUUGUUUUUGGAAAAGUAAUCAAAGGAAUGGAUGUUGUUAGGAAAGUUGAGAAUACAAGCACAGAUAGUCGAGACAAGCCAUCCAAGGAUGUCGUGAUUGCUGAUUGUGGUGCAGAGAAAGUGGACGUUCCAUUCGGUGUAUUGAAGGAGGAUGCGACUGAAUAAAAAUAAUGUCAAAAUACUCAAAAGAAAUUUACAUAUAGCUCAAAAAACUACAUACGGUGUAUGCAACGCUAUUAAAUGUAAUUUGAUCGUAAUCCGUGGGUUCUAACUACGUUGAUCGACACUGUACAAAUAAGUUUCUUUUUAUAUCAGAUCUUGCAUUUAUAAAAGCAGUUAAUAAAUUUAAUCGUUUAUAGGCAAAA